Molecule: messenger RNA, 587 nt
Organism: Dermacentor silvarum
Lineage: Eukaryota; Metazoa; Arthropoda; Arachnida; Ixodida; Ixodidae
Product: facilitated trehalose transporter Tret1-like
Exons: 3
Coding region: 85-570 (161 amino acids)
Biological process (GO): transmembrane transport
Cellular component (GO): membrane
Molecular function (GO): myo-inositol:proton symporter activity
Source: RefSeq, a predicted model, not a curated record
CGCAAAUCCUCCCUCCUUGUGUGACGGUACAACGCACAGUUCAUUGUCUCUAAGGUGGCGGCUACCUUGGCGUCGGUCUCCCUGAUGGACGUGGUGGGCCGACGUCGGCUGCUCACCAUCUCCUCGAUGGUGUGCGUCUUCUCCAUGGUGAGCAUCGGCGCACUGCACCAGGUGGCCAGCAGUGAAGACAAAUCGGGCGGCAUAAUGGCCAGGGAGCGCAUGCCCAUCAUUUUCCUGGGACUCUACAUUAUCGGCUACUCGAUUGGCCUCGGUCCCGUGGUGUGGAUCCUGGGAGCCGAGUUGGUGCCCUGCCGGAACCGUGGCUUCUACCUGGGCGCUGCUACUGCAUUCAACUGGGUCUGCGUGCUGGUCGUCACCUGGUUGUUCAACAUCUUGCGGGAGACGUACCACUUCUCUGGCAUGGGCUGGUUGUUCAGCUCCGUGACAUUCGUCGGUGCCAUGCUGGUGAACUUUUUCCUUCCGGAGACCCAGGGACACAGCCUCGAGCAGAUUCUACUGCGGCAGUUCCGCGAGCGCGAUGACGCGUCCACCCAGUCGACCAGGCUCUAGGUCGAAAGGGAGCACAA